This is a messenger RNA of Penicillium lagena, 2100 nucleotides long. RefSeq lists its product as uncharacterized. The coding region runs from base 1 to 2100 and encodes 699 amino acids. The transcript is spliced from 6 exons. Gene Ontology annotation, biological process: translational termination; translational initiation; ribosomal subunit export from nucleus. The record is from RefSeq and is a predicted model, not a curated record. Gene Ontology annotation, molecular function: ATP binding; ribosomal small subunit binding; ATP hydrolysis activity. Lineage: Eukaryota; Fungi; Ascomycota; Eurotiomycetes; Eurotiales; Aspergillaceae.
AUGUCUGAUAAGCUUACGCGUAUUGCGAUUGUCAACAGUGACAAGAAAUGUCGUCAAGAGUGCAAGAAGUCGUGUCCGGUGGUCCGCACAGGCAAGCUUUGCAUUGAAGUCGACUCCACCUCCAAGAUCGCCUUCAUUUCCGAGUCGCUGUGCAUUGGAUGUGGUAUCUGCCCGAAGAAAUGCCCCUUUGGCGCAAUUCAUAUCAUCAACUUGCCCACCAACUUGGAAAGCCAGGUCACCCACCGUUAUUCGGCCAACAGUUUCAAGCUCCACCGACUUCCGAUGCCUCGUCCUGGUCAGGUCUUGGGUCUGGUCGGAACCAACGGUAUCGGCAAGAGUACGGCGUUGAAGAUUCUGAGCGGCAAGCUGAAGCCCAACCUGGGCCGCUAUGACAACCCACCUGACUGGGAGGAGAUCUUGAAGUACUUCCGUGGUUCCGAGCUGCAGAACUACUUCACCAAGGUCCUGGAAGACGACCUGAAGGCUGUUGUCAAGCCUCAGUAUGUCGACCAGAUCCCCAGAGCCGUGAAGGGUCCCGUCAAGCAGGUACAGGAGCUUAUCAAGACCCGCUCUCAAAUGGGCAACAUGAAAGAGAUUAUGGAUGUUCUUGAACUGAACCAGGUUGCGAGCCGUGAUAUUGACCAUCUUUCUGGUGGUGAGCUUCAGCGAUUUGCCAUUGGUCUGGUCUGCGUGCAGAAAGCCGACGUGUACAUGUUCGACGAGCCUUCGUCUUAUCUCGAUGUGAAGCAGCGUCUGGCCGCUGCCCGCACCAUUCGGGGUCUUCUGCGGCCCGACGACUACGUCAUUGUUGUUGAGCACGAUUUGUCCGUGCUGGACUACCUGUCCGACUUCAUUUGCGUGCUUUAUGGUCGUCCUGCUGUCUACGGUGUUGUUACUCUGCCCUCCUCUGUCCGUGAAGGUAUCAACAUCUUCUUGGAUGGCCACAUCCCGACUGAGAACCUUCGGUUCCGAGAGGAGUCCCUCACCUUCCGUCUGACUGAGGCUGGCGAUGAUUUCAUUGCGGAUAAGGCACGCGCUUUCAGCUACCCUGCCAUGGAAAAGACUCUGGGCAGUUUCCAUCUCAAGGUUGAGUCCGGCAGAUUCACCGACUCCGAAAUUGUCGUCAUGAUGGGUGAGAAUGGAACUGGAAAGACAACCUUCUGUCGCAUGCUUGCUGGUGCUGAGAAGCCCGAUGGCACCAUCGGUGUUCCCAAGAUGAAUAUCAGCAUGAAGCCUCAGAAGAUCACCCCCAAGUUCCAGGGCACCGUGCGCCAGCUCUUCUUCAAGCGUAUCAAGGCCGCUUUCCUGUCCCCUCAAUUCCAGACCGAUGUCUACAAGCCUCUGAAAAUGGAUGAUUUUAUCGACCAGGAAGUCCAGAACCUGUCUGGUGGUGAAUUGCAGCGUGUUGCCAUUGUCCUGGCUCUGGGUGUACCGGCGGACAUCUACCUGAUCGACGAGCCCAGUGCCUAUCUGGACUCCGAACAGCGUAUCGUGGCUGCUCGUGUCAUCAAGCGUUUCAUUAUGCACACCAAGAAGACUGCCUUCAUUGUCGAGCACGAUUUCAUCAUGGCUACCUACCUGGCCGACCGUGUCAUUGUGUUCGAUGGCCAGGCGUCCGUGGAGGCUCGCGCGAACACCCCUGAGUCUCUGGUCACUGGCUGUAACAAAUUCCUGAAGAGCUUGGAUGUCACCUUCCGCCGUGACCCCAACAGCUACCGCCCACGUAUCAACAAGUACCAGAGUCAGAUGGACCAGGAGCAGAAGUUGGCCGGCAACUUCGUAAGUAUUCCCGAGCAAUUUUGUCCAUGGGCUAUGCUAACUUGUAUCGUGAACAGUACUUCUUGGAGGAAGAGAACUGAAGUGGGCGUUCCUUUCGAGCAUCACCGCCACCGUCACAAUCGUGAUGGGCGCGAUUCUGAGCGGCGGCGCAAUUGGCGACGUGGCAACCGGAAAAUCAUAUGGUUAAUGGCGUUCCCAGGUGUUUUCAGAGCUGCGGCGGUUCAAUGCAGGAAGCUCCGUGCCCACGGAGGGUCUUCCAGCGACGAGGAUGGGUCCUCAGAGGAUGACGAGGAUGAUGACUAUGAUAGCAUCGACGGCUAA